Messenger RNA from Arachis duranensis, 510 nucleotides. RefSeq lists its product as uncharacterized. Gene Ontology annotation, molecular function: nucleic acid binding. The coding region runs from base 1 to 510 and encodes 169 amino acids. The record is from RefSeq and is a predicted model, not a curated record. The transcript has 3 exons. Lineage: Eukaryota; Viridiplantae; Streptophyta; Magnoliopsida; Fabales; Fabaceae.
AUGGAUAUCCUCGGACCAUUCCCAAUAUCUCCAGGUCAGGUAAAGUUCCUCCUCGUAGCCAUUGACUACUUCACAAAGUGGAUAGAAGCUCAACCACUUGCGAAAAUCACUUCAGAUAAGGCUCUUAAGAAGAAGUUGACCGAGGCUAAAGGCCGUUGGGCCAAACUCAUACCAAAAAUAUUAUGGAGCUAUAACACGACUCCUCAGUCUACGACGAAAGAGAGCCCUUUCCAUUUAGUAUACGGAGCGAAGUACGAAGAACAUAUGCUUACGAAGCUCAGACAAAAAUCAAUGCAACAAGCCAUGAAACGUCAGUACGACAAGAAAGUCAAGCGAAGAACAUUUGAAGAAGGAGACUUAGUGCUCAGGCAACUUGAAGAUAUUCGGAAACCACCCGGCCAUGGAAAAUUGCCCGCAACAUGGGAAGGACCUCUUCGGAUAGCUAAGGUGGUCGGCAAGGGAGCCUAUUGCUUGGAAACUCUGAACGAAACGGCCUUGCCAAAUACAUAG